This is a messenger RNA of Abrus precatorius (Indian licorice), 2301 nucleotides long. RefSeq names its product FRIGIDA-like protein 3. The transcript is spliced from 5 exons. The record is from RefSeq and is a predicted model, not a curated record. The coding region runs from base 341 to 2002 and encodes 553 amino acids. NCBI's taxonomy places the organism in Eukaryota, Viridiplantae, Streptophyta, Magnoliopsida, Fabales, Fabaceae.
GUAGUCCCGUUUCACUAUUCCUGUUUUCUACUCUUCUUCCAUCUUCUUCAUCUUUCGCCCGUGUGCUUCGUCCAUCAUCCCCUAACACGUAAAGCAAAGAGUAAGCUUUUGAAUCUCUCAUCCGAACGGUGCCUAAUUUCCUUAACUUCCAAGCUGCGACUUUGACGCCCCAAAUUUUCAAAUUGGGGGUAAAGACAAGAGCUUGCGGGUUGGUUUAUUUUAGCUACGAGUUUCUCGCAUUAGAACUGAGAUAAAUGGUUGAGGAAGGUAUGGAGAGGUGGGUAGAAAGCUGUGAGGAAGACAUGGAGAUAUUAAAUACCAGCAUUGUUGGCUAGGCUGCAUGAAUAUGGGUGACGACAUGGAGCAAGGCAAGGAAAAUAACGCAGAGUCUAUGAUAGAGCAGCUUGCUCAGGCAUUUCUUGAAUUGGAAGCUCGGAAGGGGGAUUCUGAGAAUAAGCUUCAGUGGCUUGAAAUUAAGCAACAUUUCCACGACCUUGAGAACGCGUUGAAAAAGAAAGUUGAAGAGCUGGAAGCUAAGGAGAAGGAGUAUGAAGCUAAACAAUUAGAGCUGGAUGCACUACUUGCUGAGAGGAAGGCAGCAGUUGCUUCAAAAGAGCAAGAUCUCUUAGAUCGGUUGCAGGAGCUUAAAGAUGCUGCUGUAGUGUCCAUUGUAGAGGCUCAUGCAAAUCACCAGAAUGCAACUCUGGAGUCUGUGUAUGAUGGGGAGAACAAAGAUAACAAGGUAAGCAGCUCUCUUGGCGAUGCAAAUUCCUCAGAGGAGGAUUUUCCUCAUAAGUCAUGUGAAAAAUCUGAUGGCAUGACUGUUGAAGUUAGGCCACAUCCUGAGCUGACACAUUUUUGUGAGCAAAUGGAUGCGAAGGGUCUUCUGAGUUAUAUAAUGGAGAAUAAAAAAAAUCUAUCUGUUAUUCGUGGAGAAAUUUCUGUUGCAUUAAAAAGUGCAACUGAUCCAGCACGUUUGGUGCUGGAUUUACUGGAGGGGUUUUACCCCACCAAUGAAACUAUCCAACUAAAAGAUAAAAUGGGUGCUGCCCUUCAGGGCAUGCGCAAAUCCUGUAUUAUAAUUUUGGAGGCCAUGGCCACCUUAUUGGCAAGGGCUGACCCAGGUGCAGAUCACCUUCUGAACCCUGAAACCAAGCAGCAAGCCAAAGCAAUUGCUGAUGAGUGGAGGCCCAAGUUAGCUAGAGCAGACACUGAUGCUGCCAAUGGAAAUUCAUUGGAAGCAGAGGCAUUCUUGCAGCUUAUUUCAACUUUUAGGAUUGCUUCAGAGUUUGAUGAAGAAGAACUCUGCAAGCUUGUACUUGCAGUUGCUCAGCUUAGGCAGGCACCUGAGCUCUGCCGCUCUAUUGGGUUAAUUCACAAAAUGCCAGUUGUUGUAGAAUCCUUAAUCAAUAAUGGGAAACAAAUUGCAGCCGUACAUUUUAUUCAUGCCUUCCAGCUACAAGAAAGCUUUGCCCCUGUACCCCUUCUGAAGUUAUACCUCAAGAACAGAAGGAGAAAUUCACAAGUAAAGACUGGAAACGUGCGUGAUAUUGCCAGUGCCAAGAAUGAUGCCAAUGCACAAGAGCUUGCAGCACUGAAAACUGUAAUUAAGUGUAUUGAAGAAUACAAGCUCGAAUCUGACUACCCCCUUGAUACACUUCGGAAAAGGGUUACUCAACUAGAGAAAUCAAAGGCAGAUAAAAAGAGAAGUGGAGACUUUAGUAAACGUCCACAAUCAAAGAGGCCGAGACCUAAUGAGAGAUAUUGCUCACUCCAUUCAUCUGUUGGUAGUGCUGCUUCAACUCUUGUUUUGGGUAGGCAGGUUCCUCCUCUUAGGGCAGCAUAUGCAGGCACUCCUGAUAGGUAUCCCCAUUCAGUUGCAAUAACAUAUGAUUAUCAAGUUCCUGGCCAAGCUAUAUACACUCAGCCAACUAAUGCCCCUCCUAAUUAUGGUCGUUAUAUGGGUACUAGUUUGCAUUCCUCGCACCAGCCAUACAUAUGAUUACAUCCAAGCGUUGCUGGAAAGACCAGAGACUUAUGAGCAAUCAACUCAUUAGUGUAUGUUUGGUUUUCUGUUGGGAUAGAACUUUAACGUACAUUUGCAAGAAGCAAAAAGUUAUUACUUUUGCAUUUUCAUGCUUAGGAAUUCAUAUUAAAGGAAAACCAAAUACACCCUUAGUGACUGUACCUGUGCAUUAAAUAUAUUGUUUUGGUUCUUUUUGAUAUGAUGCCGAAGGGCAGGUGUACGCUUACAUUUCUAUCCAAUGGUAACUUGUGUUAAAUAAAGUGCAUAUUACACGG